CCGAUUCAUGCUCUCUAGAUCAUUGUUGUCGACGGGUGAUUGCUGAUGGCAUCGGUAGAGUAAGAACAUUGCUGAGAGAAAGGCAACGCAAGGCCCUCUCCUGGUGUGGUGGCAGUCGGCCGUCACGUUUCUCGCCUAUGUGCUGAAGCUGAUCUAUCCGUUGAAUCUGAUAAUGCAGACGAGUAGCGUCUACACGAUGCUGGUAAUCACUUUUGAACGAUGGACGGCCGUUUGUCGACCUCUUCAGGUUUCGAAAUUUUUCUUGGACAAGGAUUGA
Molecule: messenger RNA, 277 nt
Organism: Angiostrongylus costaricensis
Lineage: Eukaryota; Metazoa; Nematoda; Chromadorea; Rhabditida; Metastrongylidae
Source: the annotation of a GenBank genome assembly